GCUCACAGCCCGGCCUCUUCCGCUGCUUGCGGGAACAUGGCGCAGGGACAGCGCAAGUUCCAGGCUCACAAGCCAGCAAAGAGCAAGACGGCAGCGGCGGCCUCUGAAAAGAAUCGGGGCCCGAGGAAAGGCGGUCGUGUUAUCGCUCCCAAGAAGGCGCGCGUCGUGCAGCAGCAGAAGCUCAAGAAGAACCUAGAAGUUGGGAUCCGGAAGAAGAUCGAACAUGAUGUGAUGAUGAAAGCCAGCUGCCUGCCCAAGAAGCUGGCACUGCUGAAGGCUCCGGCCAAGAACAGGGCAGCUGCUACCACCUCCUCCAACAAGGCACCUUCCUGAGGACGCUGGCCCAGCGCAGGCCAACACCCUACCCCCACCUCCACGAUGGGACAUUGAUCCCACAAGCUGCAGUCUCAGGAAGAGGACCCUGUCCCCCAGCUCUGGGCCUCACCUAGAACUUCAGUGGGGACCUGGCCCAUGGGCAGGUGAUCAGCAGGUCUUAGCAUACUGAGAACUGUCCCCAUGCCCCUUCCCAGGUCCUGCCUCCACAGGUUUAACCCAGAGCAAUAAACCUGACUUUGUCGUA
Callithrix jacchus (white-tufted-ear marmoset) is the source of this 580-nucleotide messenger RNA. It is a transcript of the gene C22H19orf53, whose product is annotated as chromosome 22 C19orf53 homolog. NCBI's taxonomy places the organism in Eukaryota, Metazoa, Chordata, Mammalia, Primates, Cebidae. The record is from RefSeq and is a predicted model, not a curated record.